Messenger RNA from Boleophthalmus pectinirostris (great blue-spotted mudskipper), 8121 nucleotides. Its product is annotated as phosphofurin acidic cluster sorting protein 1. Gene Ontology annotation, biological process: protein localization to plasma membrane. The coding region runs from base 390 to 3110 and encodes 906 amino acids. Gene Ontology annotation, molecular function: transmembrane transporter binding. Lineage: Eukaryota; Metazoa; Chordata; Actinopteri; Gobiiformes; Gobiidae. The record is from RefSeq and is a predicted model, not a curated record. The transcript has 24 exons.
UCACUGCGCGACUACAGCCAGAGAAAUUUCCGCUUCCUCCAAACGAUAAACACCACCAACACGCCGAGCACACAGGAGCACCGAGCCGACACCAAGUUGAGGCUUUUGGGGCACAGAUGAGACUGUAGAAGCGGUGGGAUUCGCGGCGCAUUUUAGCCAAAAAACCUACCGCAAUGUGUGCACUUUCACGUGGCUAUUAGCGUUUCAACUUUUGCAGAGGAAGCGCAGGAUCACGCAUUUGUGGAGCAGGCUGGAUACUGACUGACUAUUAUUAAGACAACAGAAAGAAGAAGGAGAGAAGAGACUGGGAAAGCAAAUCUACGCAAGGGAGAAGCGUGGAUAAGCCGGGGUUUCCGUGCUGCUAGCUUCGCCAAUCUUCAGCCUCCAGCAUGUCGGAGCGAGGAGGGCUCCCGCGGACUGGGGGUGUCCCUUCGCCGCACAUGCAGCCCUCCAAGCCGGUCAGCAUCUCCUCCAACCGCCCGGUGCACAUGAACCUGUUCGCUACCUGGGAGGUGGAUCGCUCUUCGCCCAGCUGUGUCCCGAGACUUUUCAACCUGACUCUGAAGAAGCUGAUCAUGCUGAAGGAACUGGACAAGGACCUCACGUCGGUGGUCAUCGCCGUCAAACUACAGGGCUCGAAACGAAUCCUCCGCUCAAAUGAGAUCUUACUGUCAUCAGCCGGACUCACCGAAACAGACCUGCAGCUCACCUUCUCACUACAGUACCCACAUUUCCUGAAAAGAGAUGCCAACAAACUCCAGAUCAUGCUGCAGAGAAGAAAACGAUACAAAAACAGGACCAUCCUCGGAUACAAGACUCUGGCGUUGGGCCUUAUCAACAUGGCAGAGGUGAUGCAGCACCCCAGUGAAGGAGCUCAGAUUUUGGGGCUUCACAGUCAGCUGAAGGACGCGUCUGUCCCUGUGGCAGAGAUCCGAGUUUACUCUUUAUCGAGUCAACCCAUCGACCACGAGGGACCCAAAGCCAAGAUGUCCGAUCGCUCCCCUGACAUUGAUAACUACUCAGAAGAGGAAGAGGAGAGCUACUCAUCAGAGCAGGAGGGCAGUGAUGACCCCAUCCACGGACAGUAUCUUUUUGAUGAAGAUGAAGAUGUGAGGAAGAAGAAAACCACUAGACGCAAAACCUCAAAUGCCGGAAUCACCAGACAACCCAAAAUCAAAGAGAAGUUUGUGGCCCUGCUCAAACGCUUUAAAGUCACAGACGAGGUGGGCUUUGGCUUGGAGCACGUGUCCCGGGAGCAGAUCCAGGAGGUGGAGGAGGAUCUGGACGAGCUUUACGACAGUCUGGAGAUGUACAACCCCAGCGACAGUGGACCUGAGAUGGAGGAGACGGACAGCAUCAUGAGCACACCCAAACCCAAGCUCAGGCCGUUCUUUGAGGGAAUGUCACAGUCCAGUUCUCAGACGGAGAUCGCCAGUUUGAACAGCAAAGGCAGUCUGGGCCGGGACACGUUCAGCCCUCAGGGGGAGCAGCCUCCAAUAGAGAAAAUGAAAACUUCAAGAAGUCGUAACUUAGAGGAGGCUCUGUCAGAGACCGAUACUUUGGACUUGACGGAUCAGGAGAUGUACGCAGAGGUGGGGCCUUGUAUAACUGUGUCUGUGGCCGAAAAACCCUGUAACACGCCAAUGAAGACAAGCAAGAAUGAAAAACAGACCAUGCCCUCACCAAGGUUGGAUGGAGGUCACACACCCAAAACGAAGCGCAGUGGCACCACUCCUCUGAAGGAGAGACAGUUGUCCAAACCUCUGAGUGAACGAGCCAACAGCUCCGACUCCGAGAGGUCCCCAGAACUCGGACACACCACUCCAGUUCUGAGGAAAGCAAUGUACGAUCAACUAAACCAAAUACUCGUGACAGACUCCGCACUCCCCGAGAGUCUCAUUUUGGUCAACUGCACCGACUGGCAAGGACAGUAUGUUACAGAGCAGCUCCAAACACAGAGGCAGCCCGUGGUCAGCACAUGCUCUGCUGCGGAGAUCCAGGCCGUGCUCUCAGCGGUCCUCAUCAGAAUACAGAAAUUCUGUAACUGUAACUCGUCAAUGCCCAGAGCGGUUAAAGUGGCAGUGGUGGGCAGCCAGAAUUACUUGGGGGCCAUUUUGCAGUUCUUCGUGACGCAACUUGCAAACAAGACGUCCGAUUGGCUCAACCACAUGCGCUUCCUGGUCGUGCCGCUGGGGUCCCAUCCCGUUGCAAAGCAUCUGGGAGCCCUCGACAACCGUUACAGCUCCUCAUUUCUGGACGGCUCCUGGAGAGACGUGUUCAGCCGCACAGAGCCACCUCAGACUGACCAGUUGGAUGUAGCGGGGAGAAUAGCUCAGUACAUCAGUGGAGCCACAGUGACUCAUCAGUUGCCCAUCGCAGAGGCUAUGCUCACCUGCAAACACCGGACGCGAGAAGAAGACUCUUACCACAAGUUUAUUCCAUUUAUUGGGGUGGUGAAGGUUGGACUUAUAGAAUCGGGUCCCUCUCCAACAGGAGACACAGAGGAGGGUGUUGCGGUGAGUCUGGCUGUUCCGUCCACGUCACCCCCCUCCCACGGCUCUCCCACUGGGAUGAUCAAAGAGGCAGCCACACCCCCCUCUUCUCCUUCGAUGGGCAGUGUCCUCACGGUACAGGGGAGCCCAAGCAUGUCUCACGGUGUGGACGCCAUCGGCCUGCAGGUGGACUACUGGCUCGCGUCUUUGGCCGAGAAGCGUAAAGAGGGCGAGAGGAGGGACACGGGCUGCAAAAACACACUCAAGAGUGCGUUCCGCUCACUGCAGGUCAGCCGGCUGCCAGGAGGGGGCAGCAGCGAUCCUCAGGCCCAGGUCAGCACUAUGGCCAUGACUGUGGUGACCAAGGAAAAGAACAAGAAGGUUCCCACCAUCUUCCUGGGUAAGAAGCCAAAGGAGAAAGAUGUGGACUCUAAAAGUCAGGUCAUUGAAGGCAUCAGUCGACUCAUCUGCUCUGCCAAACAGCAACAGACUAUCCUCAAAGUGUCUAUCGACGGAGUGGAGUGGAACGACGUCAAGUUCUUCCAGCUGGCUGCGCAGUGGCCGACUCAUGUCAAAUAUUUACCUGUGGGACUUUUCGGCUACAGCAAACCGUCGUAGGGGUAACCACGGAAACCCCAACAUGAACCCUCGUCGACCUUUGCCCCACGCUGCUUCUUUGAUCACCCUAAGAAAGAGCAGUGCAGGGCUGUAACUAUUGUCACUUUAUUGCCCCCCGGUGGAUGUAUGUGGUGUUGUGUGUGAGUGUGUGGAGGCUGCAUGCAAUUGUGAAUGUACAGUAUGUUUAUGAGUGUUUUUCAAGGGGCUCACAGCACAAGUUAAAAAGCAAACUGCCACUUUCCGCUACAAUGGGAUGAAAUUGCAUGCAACUAAUCACCGUUUUAAGCCCUGAUGCCCUUCCGUGAAUUGUUCACAUCCUCAAUGCGAUGUCGCUCAUUCAUUCUUGCAUGGAUUUACAGUAAAAUUCACUCUUGUGCCACAAAAACUUAAAAUGGCGUCCGUAUUUGCAUGUUUGAAGUCCUCUGCUUAAAAAUACAAGCUGGCAUGUCUCGAAUUCAUAAACAAUUGUCAAAAUCUGCUCAGUAACAUUUUAAUUUCAAGGGCUUCCACCGAACUAUAUUGAAUUCUUGUUCUAAAAAGAAUGCGUGGCUGCAACAGGCACAAAAUGAAGUGUGUUUCGGUUCCCCUUAUUACUAGUGCUGUUUUGUGAUUGUCAGUGAUGUCAGGGCAAGAGAGGAAUGCAUUUAUUUUUCUAGUUGUAUACUGAGCAACCAUAACAUUAUGACUUUAAGAUGUGGAAUUAACAUCUGUGCAUCUUUUCAUUUUGACUCUCAUUGUGUCAAAUAUAUUCACAAAAAAAAAAUGUGUAUAAAUAUUUUAAAGCAGGAAAAAAAUGAUGGGUAAUGAUUUGAGUGAAUUUUAUUUGGUACAAAUUAAAGGCGCACUAAGUAAUUUUUUGGACAAUAAGUCGCUCCACAGUAUAAGUCGCACCAGCCCUAAAAUGCAUAAUGGAGAAGAAAAAAACAUAAGUUGCAUUUUUGUGGGGAAAUUUAUUUUAUAAAAUCAGAGACCAGGAACUGACAUUUCAUCUUGAAAGGCAAGUUUUAGUAAUAUCAAUAGAACAGAGAACAACAGGCUGUUAAUGUCACAUAUGAACAGUUAUUCAGAUAACUAGAGCAUAAACAACAGAACAGAACAAGUUUACCAAACUCUCUGUCUCACUCCAAAUCACUAAAUCCAUUGAAUUCUUCAUCCUUGGUGUUACUUCUGAGCAACUCUGUGACCUCCGGAGAUAAACAUUGCGCCGCUUCCUCUUCUGUGUAGCUGUCAUCAGACUCGGCAUCAGUUCCAUUUAGAAUUAUUCCGGCCUUUCUGAAUCCCGACAGGAUGGUUUCAGUUGGCACUGAAGUUCAGGCUUUGUCCAUCCAUCCAAUGACUUCCAGGAAAGUUGCCAUCCCCGCCUUUCACCAGUCCCUCACAAGUUUAUCGCUCACUCCACACUUUCUUUCUGCUGCUCAAGUAAUGUUUUCUGCUGAGUAUUUCACUAUUUGCAGCAGGACAGAGGCUCCUUCUGCAGAAGACAUGGGCAGUAGAGCCAAGUGACAGUGGUACAGGAGUAAUAGGAGCAGCAGAUACUGACACACAAGGACUAGAGCCUCUUGCAGCUUCAGUGUGAAAAUUUUAAUAUAUAAGUCGCACCGGAGUAUAAGUCACAGGAAACACCCAAUCCAUGAAAAAGUGCCACUUACAGUCCAAAAAAUACGGUACCUUUUGUAGAGAGUCUGCCACUUACUUACUUGCUUAUGCUUGUGUCUGUGAAGAUAUCACUUUGCCUGGAAUGUUCCACAGUAUGGCAUUAAACUUGACAAUCCCCAUGUAGACAAGCAGGUGGUGCACACAUGACCAAGUUACAAGGUACAAGUCAGAUCUGCGGAGAGAUGACGUCACACACAGUAAAAAUGGUAAAAGGGUAUUUUUGAGCAAUAAAAGUAGCUAUAAUUGAAUUGACAAGUACAUACUGGGGAACAUUCGAAGCAAGGUAAUAACAAAAAACAAGGAGAAAAGUUACACAGUGCCCCUUUUAAAUUACAGUGUUGUUUGUUGGGGUGAAUUAGACAGGAGUUUUGAAGCAGCUCUUGUGGGGUAUUCCUGGUUGUGCUGUGGUCAUAAUGUUAUGGUUCAUCAUGUCACUAUAAUUUGCUAUGCACUUACAAUACUGUGUAUUUGUGGCUGGUUUCCCCUCUUUUAAAACAGGCCGACCUAUCACAAUUAUGCAAAGUAAUAAUAACAAUGGAACUAAGUAGUGCAUUUUCAAACUGUAGUUAAAAGAUGUAUGUUUUUACGUUCCGAUUCUUAAAUACGCAAUAAAGCACAAAGUCAUUCUCCAGCUGCCAUCAUACCCUAUAUUUUUACCGGCAGCUGCUACUUUACAUUACAUGGUUUUGAUUUCUCUAUUUUUCUGGGAGUCGGAUCCAAACUGCUUAUUCUACUGGCUGUUGUGAGACGUUCAGUGACAAGUGUAUGUGUGUGUGGUGCGUUCAUGUACCGUGGUCAAAAAAUGUAAAGCAAAAUAUAAGAGAAAUUGUCUUUUUUUAAUAUAAUGUGAAAGAGGGCAUGCAGUGGUGCUUGAAAAAUGUGGUCAGUAUCACUCGCUGCAGUAAUAAUGUUGUUUACUGUGCAGCUUGGCAUAAGGCUAAACCUCCAACAAAAUGAAUGGUGCAAAGGUUUUAUAUUUAUUUUUUAAGGCAAAACUUGAAAGACAGUAUGGAAAAACAUUGCUCAAAAUUAGGGAUGUAACAAGAACCGAAAUAUCAUGAUAUCGUAUUGUCAAAGUUCUCACAAUAAUGUCAGGGACCUUCAAAAUAUAUCGAAUUACAAGUCUCUUUGCUUAAAUUAAGAGUCAGUGAGCAGAAAAGACAGAGGGAACUACAUAGACCAUGAUCCUUUGCUCCAUUUCAGUGUAGACUACAUGAAAAAAUAACAGUUUAAAGCAAAAUAUCGCAAUUAAUUGUUGUUUUAUGGUACCGUGAGAUGUAUGUCGUGAAUACAUCGUACCGAGAGAUUUGGAUAUUGUUACAUCCCUAAUUGUGAGCCUCCCCACCAUAUCCUGAGCUUUCCCACGAUAUCACUUUAAAUUUCGUAGCGUGAGGUUCACAACAUGAUGAUAUCGUAUCGUGAGAUUUGGAUAGUGUUACACCCCUACUCAAAAUGUAAAAUAAACUGGUAAUGGUAAAACCAAGCAAAGGCUCUGGUCCUGUUCCACAGUGAUAAAGAAAUAGUACCCAGACCAAGACUCAAACUUCUCUAGUGCCCAAUUUUUAACCAUAAAUGUCCCUUGAAAGUCCCUUGACUCAUUCAGAUCCUGAACCAAAGAAGCAUUUUCUUUAAAAAGGUGUUCAUCUACCAACUUCUGAUUGGAUAAAUAUGAUCAUCCUUGACACUUGCUUUCUUAUGGUUCUCAUCCAACAAAACUUAUUUUAUUUUUUCACAAAUAUUUGCUUUUAAAAUCAUGUACAGGCCUUUAAGUGGUAAAUUGACUAUUGACGCAUUUCUUGUAUCUGCUCAUUUUAUUUGAAUUAUUUAGCUUGCAUAUUUGGUUGAACAGAACUUAAAUCACAGCUGAAUUCACACUUUUAUUUUUGGCCUAUCAUUGACGUUAUGUGUGAUUGUAAUGGUCAUCCAAAAUGAUAAAAUGAAAAUUCAGAAGUUGUACUACCAGGUGACAGCCCUUUUAAAACUAAAUCUAAAACUUUUGCACCGUACUAUAAAAAAUUAAAAUGAACUAAACUGAAUGUAUCUUACCAUCAUGAUUCAAGCCUUGUCCUCUGCACUGUAACGCUCUCCAGUAUUGUAUUAGCAAAACUAGUUUUCUUAAUAGUGUUGUCUUGAAUUCUUGCUAAGAUUAUUUGAGAUAGACUUAAACAGUGUUGUGGUGGCUGCACACAUCUCCUUAUGUUACAUUUUUUAGUUCAAACUGGGAGGAUCAAAAGUAAUUUAUCUGUUUUUAUACCAUUUUUCAUUCCAGAUCUCACCAUAAGAUACCACUGUAGCCCAGAUAACAAAAAAUACACUGCAAUAUAUACUUAAUUUGUAAUUUGGUGAAAAGAAAAUUGAGAAGUCGAAAUGAAAGUGAUUGUUAUAUUGUUGAAAAUAUUGUAAUUUAUUGUUGGGGGGAAAAAAAAAUUUUGACCCUAAAAUGUAAUGUAUCAUAAAUAUUGUUGUUAAACCAAAAUGCAAAACAUGGCAAUCAAAAAUUAGUAAUUAUUAGCACUUUUUACUAUUGCAUCAAAAAGAAAAUUUGAAUUAAAAAAGAAUAAACCUUAACAUUUGUAUUGCCUUGUAAUGUUUGUCAUUUAUAGUGCAUUUAUGGCAGUGAGGUAAACUUACUAGUGUUUUUGACGCCUUACCUUCAGUUGAAACUACUGCCAACAAAAAUAAUGUCCAAAUGACUAAAGAAAAAUGAAUAUUUGAUGUAUUUUGUUUGGCAUUUUAGGUGCUGAAAUAAGUGAGCCUUGUCCUGUCAUUUCAAGAAUGUUCUACCUUAAACUGUUUGAUUUCCAUUGUUUACAUGUCCUCUGGUCUUUGGAUGUGGAUUUGUACUGUACCUGUCUGUAAGCCUGUGAUUUUAAUGUUGCUCUAUCCCUAUGUCCAAACUCAGAUGAUGGAUAGAGAUUAGAAACUGUUUGGUUCAUCAAUACUGUUUUGUCUGUGGUCAGCAGUGUCUUCUCUCUGCAGAAAAGUGCUUGUCUGAUUUUAAAAACAUAAUGAAUAAUUUAAAACUCGAUGAACUUACAGCUUUGUAUAUUCGCCCCGGAAAUGGUUUCACUGAAAGAGUCUUAAGUAUUUUUGCACACGCCAUUGUUUCUUCAGCUUUUUUGCCUUUUGCCUAUAACAGUAAUAAUAAUGAUGACAAUAAUAUUAAACUUAAUGCUUGUACAUAUCAGAUAGUACUUGUUAAAUUGUAUUUUUUGUUGUCUACAUUGGAUAUGUUUUGUAGUUCUGCUUUUUCAUGAUUACGUUUGUCAAUCAAACUGAUGUGGGAUGAAAAGUGGAAGUGUUCAUUGUUUCAUUUCUUUGUUUUUUUAAUAAAAAUGUUAUUGAUUUGUAAUAA